GAUGGCUCGUACAAAGCAGACUGCAAGAAAAUCUACCGGAGGAAAGGCUCCACGUAAACAACUGGCUACCAAGGCCGCCCGUAAGAGCGCCCCAGCCACUGGUGGAGUCAAGAAACCCCACAGAUACAGGCCCGGAACCGUCGCUCUCCGUGAGAUCAGGAGAUACCAGAAAAGCACAGAGUUGCUCAUCAGGAAAUUGCCCUUCCAGCGUCUGGUCCGUGAGAUUGCUCAGGACUUCAAGACUGAUCUGCGAUUCCAGAGCUCCGCCGUCAUGGCUCUCCAGGAAGCCAGCGAAGCUUACCUUGUUGGACUCUUUGAGGACACCAACUUGUGCGCUAUCCACGCCAAGAGAGUCACCAUCAUGCCAAAAGACAUCCAGCUUGCCAGACGUAUCCGUGGCGAGAGAGCUUAAAUUUCUUUGUCUCUGACAAAUACAAAACGGCCGUUUUCACGGCCACCUAAACUUUUAGAAAAGAUGCCUAUAUUACAAUCAAUGAAGACUACAAUUCAACGAAAUUGCACAAGUAAAAAGUGCACAUUUUGAAAACAUGAGAUUAAACCCUACACACAUAAUAUGUACUUCUAAACUCUGCCCUUCUUAUCAUAUUUCACUGUGAACUACAAACAUGACAAUGGUCAAUGGGUAGAAUGAUUUGAUCUGACACAAUAUAAAAGGCCCUUCUGAAGAGAAUAUAUUAUACUAUACCAUACAGCUAUACAUAUGAUUGCAUUGUGAUUGAUUUUUUUCUCUGUAAGUUGUGCAUUUAGUCAUAACAUUACAAGAAAAAUAUUGCCGGAAAAUGUAGGGCUGUACUUGCAUCAGUACUUAAAAUUUACCGACAGAAAUGUGUAUGGCACAUAAUAUUUUAUAAUUAUUGCAACCAUAUUUGAUUCUUAUACUUCAGUCUCAGACAUUCGUGCUAUGAUGCUCGCACAUAUAACUGUGUGUUAUGUUAAAGAAAAUAUAAAGAUAGUGCAAUGAAUUAGUUUAAAAGUAGGAAAAUUCACUACUAAAAGAGCGAUUCUGCAUGAAAUUGAAAUUUGUGUAAUAUUUGUCCCCUGUAGUUCUUUUUUCAUAUUUCAGUGGUAAAGUAUGUCAUGAGCAUGUGUUCAUGUUCUUGUCGGAUUUUGUUUUCUUUUAUUCAGUUUCCUUGUAAAGAAUGGAAAGUGUAUUUUUUAUCUCAAUGAAAUGAACACUUGACUGAAUCACUGGUGCAUAAUUCAUCAAAAAGGGAAGAAAUACACAUUGAAAUUACACUAUAACUGAAAUUGCUAAAGUAAAUAUCAUCAUAUUGCAUUAUGUUUUCAUUUUGAUAUGUACUCACCGGUAAGAAAAAUGAUUUUUUUUUCUUUGCAUGUAUUUAUUACUAGAUUUAAUACAGAAUGUGUGUUUACACUUUAAAAAUGAUAUUAAACAAAAGCAAAAUGAUAAUAAUUAUUGUGUUCCUAUGUUUUGGUAAGAUGUAGAAAAUCUGGAACAAAUGAUUUAUUCAAUACCACCAUCCCUCUUUUUAAAAAAAAAGAAACCCCAAAAAGUUUUAUUAAAUAUAUCUUAUAUAACAGAAAAGUGCC
Molecule: messenger RNA, 1572 nt
Organism: Magallana angulata
Lineage: Eukaryota; Metazoa; Mollusca; Bivalvia; Ostreida; Ostreidae
Product: histone H3-like
Cellular component (GO): nucleosome
Molecular function (GO): structural constituent of chromatin; DNA binding; protein heterodimerization activity
Source: RefSeq, a predicted model, not a curated record